AUGGAAUGUAUGUUUGGACUUGGAGUCAUGACAGGCUCUGUCAUCUCAGGCCUAUUAGUUGAUCUCUGGGCUUUCCCGCUGCCCUUCUUUGUGGUGGGCGUGGCCCAAUCUGUGUUCUUCCCGUUCUUUGCUGUUAACGGAGUGACUCCCGAGGGCCAAAGGAAUGUUACGCCGCGUGCGUCCGACGUCCAGCAGCCUGCUGCGGCGAACGUGCCCUUCGGGCGAUUGCUUCGGGACCCCAUUUUUAUGCUGAACAUUCUUUCCGUGGUGCUUUCGUCGGCAAUCAUGGGAUUCAACGACCCAACGUUGGGGCCCUAUCUCGUGCAGUUUGGCCUCAGCAACACGGACGUCGGCGUUUGCUUCAUGGUGCAGUACGCCAGCUACGCAGUCGGUUCAUUGGUCUCGGGAAUGUUUUGCCAACUUCAGAUGGAAUUAUUUUUCAGUUUUGCCGCUGUGCUCCUCACGGUAUUGUCGUUUAUGAUCAUUGGACCGGUGCCUUUUCUGCCAUGCCAACCGAGCCUUUGGAUGGUAUACGUCUCGCUAGUCCUUAUGGGAAACGGUCAGGCGGCACUUUUUGUUUGCUCUUAUUGCCAAGCCCUAAAGCGUGCCACAGAGCUCGGUUACCCCGACAACAUUCGAACCUCGGGAUUUGUAUCAUCUCUGGUUUUUCCUUCUCUCUUUAUUGGAAGCUUAAUUACUUCGCCCAUUGCUGGAUAUUUGGUCGGCACCUUCGGCUACAGGAAAGGAUCUAUGUUUAUGUUUGUUGCUCUCUUGAUGUGGACGCCCAUUACCGUGUUCCAAUGGCAGCGAUCCAACUGUCUAUCAAGAAAGAAAAUCACCAUCACAAUUCCCGAAGCAUGA
Molecule: messenger RNA, 861 nt
Organism: Ixodes scapularis (black-legged tick)
Lineage: Eukaryota; Metazoa; Arthropoda; Arachnida; Ixodida; Ixodidae
Exons: 9
Coding region: 1-861 (286 amino acids)
Biological process (GO): transmembrane transport
Molecular function (GO): transmembrane transporter activity
Source: RefSeq, a predicted model, not a curated record